GUAGCGUUGUGCAUCUCCCUAUUCAUCUCUGCCUAAAACCGUAGCGUUUUGCAUCUUCCUACUCAACUCUGAUAAAGUGGCGGCCGUAGCCCAGUAGAUAGGAUAGCGAAUUCACGACCAAAAGGUUGGAGGUUCGCACCCAGCUUCCAGCGGCAUUCACCAAUGGGUUUUCAUAUGAAAACUUAAAUGAGUAUUUAUACGGAUUUCGCCCAACACUGUUCGGAUUCGGUGUAUAAACUUUGUAGGUCCCCUCCUGCUGAGUUGAAUAAGGCCCGUCUCGCAAGGUACAUCGCCAUCUAUUGUCGAACUUCCAACCUUGAUUUUUAGGACCAGUUACUGGCACAUGUCCCCCAUUGGGGAUUCAGCCAUAAGGAAAGGAAGGAAGGAUCUCCCUAUUCAUCUUUGUUUCAAUCCUCUUCUAUCAGAUAAAAGCGACAAAAUGCGUACAAUUGUGGCAUUGGUCACAGUGCCACUAUUUAUUGGAUUUGCUGCAGUAAUUGCAUCAACACCUCCAUCGCUAAAUCCCAUAGUUUAUAUAGGCACAUAUGAUAAACUUUACAAUUUGACUGUCAAUAGCACUGUAGAAUAUGUUUUGUUAUAUAUGGAAGAUAAUGAAUCUUCAACGGGAGCACGUAUCAAUGUGCAAAGCUUUGCAACCAAUGAUCUUCCGUUAAUUGUGGUGGUUCGCCAAAAAAAGGGAAUUUUGUCUUGGCAAUUGCCACUGCUAGUACAAAAUAUUCAUACCAAAACACUAGAGUACAAUAAAACUGCCCGAACACUGUGUCCUACAAAGUAUUAUCAAUAUGGUCUAUCAAACCAGACAGAAUUUGUGACAGUUAGCAUUUCUACUGCAAGCAUUAGCAACAUCUCUUUUAAUUUAAAUGUCUCUCAUGUGGAAGAUUUUUAUAUCGGACUCGGAGAAGAGAGAAAAGUUGUAAUAUCUCCAGCAGAGCCCAUAUACUAUGGAUAUACGUUUUCUGAUGAUGUAGAAAGCUCAUCCGUUGUAGUACAAUUUGAAUCUGAUAGUGAUGUCUGUAUGACAGUUUCCAUACAGAACACAACAUGUCCUGUGUUUGAUUUGGAACGAAAUAUUCAGUUCUCUGGAUACUGGCAAACUGUCAGUCGAAAAGGUGGAAUCACUGUACCGAAAGAUGCAUAUCCAUCUGGAUUCUUUGUGGUGCUAGUCGUGAAAGGCGAUGAUACUGAUUGUACUGGAGUCACAUCGUUAUUUACCUCCCGCCACAAAAAUGUUACAUUAACUAUUAAACCCAGCAUCACCAAAAAAGAUUACAUAGUAGCAUCAUCCAUAGUCUUAUCAAUGUUUAUGGGCUUCUGUAUAUUCUAUAUAAUCGGAAUUGCAGUUUUUCAAAUUAGGGAAGGUCGAAAAUUACGAGAGCAACUCUUGAGUGAGCAUGACGAUCAAGAUGGGAAUGAGCACAUAUAUAGUCCAUCAGUUACAGAGACUGGUCCUAGUCAGUGGCCUUCGGUAGAUGAAGAUUCCUCGCUAGAUGAAGACGAUAUUGAUAUACUAGAAGAUGCCUUUGUUGAUAAAGAAGUUAUCCGUACAAAACUUGUUUUAUCAGUUUGUGAUUUGGCUAGGAAAGAUCCAAAAAUCUUAAGGCAUAAGUCACACUUGUAUCUCUACUAUUUACUCACCGUUACGGUGUUCUAUACUUUACCAGUGGUCCAAUUAGUUAUCACGUAUCAGCGUGUUUUACACGUCACAGGAAAUCAAGAUUUAUGCUAUUAUAAUUUCCUAUGCGCCCAUCCAUUGGGGGUACUGUCAGACUUCAAUCAUGUCUUCUCAAAUUUUGGCUAUGUUCUACUGGGUAUGUUAUUUAUACUGAUAACGUAUGCAAAAGAUAAAGCGGAACGUAACGUAGAGAGGAACAAAAGUUACGGAAUACCACAGCACUAUGGAUUGUUUUAUGCUAUGGGAAUAGCACUUAUGAUGGAAGGAAUUUUAUCAGGAAGUUAUCACGUAUGCCCAAAUCAUAGCAACUUCCAAUUCGACACAAGUUUUAUGUACAUCAUAGCUGUGCUCUGUAUGGUAAAAAUUUAUCAAGCACGUCAUCCCGAUAUAAAUGCACGAGCGCCCGUGACUUUUGGAGUAUUGGCGCUUACUUUAUUCGUUGGUUUAAUUGGUGUAUUGAACGGCACCGAUUAUUUUUGGAUCAUAUUUACAAUAAUACAUUUGAGCGUUUGUCUUGCAUUAACCGCUCAGAUUUACUAUAUGGGUCGAUGGCGACUAAACGGUGGAACAAUUCGUCGUGUUAUAAUGACAAUGAAACACGACGCACGUGCUGGUAUAAUCUAUUUGCUACGUCCUAUGUAUUGUGGACGAUUAAUAUUAUUAAUUAUAGCAAAUCUUUGCAACGUGGGUCUGGCCGUAGUUGGGAAUAUGCAUCACGAAAAGGAUUUCGCAACCUUCCUGUUGGCAAUACUAAUGUCGAACUUGAUUCUAUACACCUUUUUCUAUAUAAUAAUGAAGAUAUGCCACAAGGAACGAAUAUUAAUUAAACCAUUCAUCUACAUUUUUAUAUCCUGCCUAACUUGGGCUGCAGCUCUAUACUUCUUUAUUCGCAAAUCAAUAUCCUGGGCCCUUACGCCUGCACAAUCUCGAAUUUAUAAUAAACCUUGCGAGUUGCUUAACUUCUUUGAUUCGCAUGACAUUUGGCACUUUGUUUCUGCGUUGGCCAUGUUCUUUUCAUUUAUGGUACUACUGACAUUAGAUGACGACCUCGUCGACGUGCAUCGAAGUCAAAUUCCAGUCUUUUAG
Molecule: messenger RNA, 2779 nt
Organism: Cephus cinctus (wheat stem sawfly)
Lineage: Eukaryota; Metazoa; Arthropoda; Insecta; Hymenoptera; Cephidae
Product: SID1 transmembrane family member 1-like
Exons: 10
Coding region: 344-2779 (811 amino acids)
Cellular component (GO): membrane
Source: RefSeq, a predicted model, not a curated record